GGAAAGAAUACAGAAAAAUUAUACUUGAUUUCUACACCCUCAUGGGGGAGAUCUGUAGUGGAGUUAUACUGUAUCAUCAGUACGGUUCCUUUUAUAGAAUUGAGGAGAUCUUAAAAUUAUUAAAAAGAUGCAUUUUGAAAUUAAAGACCCAUCAAAUUAAAGUCAUACAAAUAUGCACACUUUUAUACUUAAGAGUAUGAUCAUCAAUCAUUGUAUUGCCAGACUACGAAGGCUUAAUAGAGAAUCGACUUUUGCCACUGAAGAGGAUGAAAGAUUACUCGAAAACAAAUCAAGAAACUCAUAGAUGAUUUCUAUCUCACAAUAAAAAUAUUAGAAUAAGCAGGCAUUUUCUUUGUGAAAGCUUGAAGUUAUAGGAUUUAUCAAGAAAUGAAGAAAUUAUUUAAAGGUGUGGAGCUGCUCAAUUCAGGUUCUGGAGAAAUACUUAGGGAGUUUAAGAUGCUACUUUGCCACGAAAGGAAAUCUACUCAUUAAAAGGAAAGUAGAGCAGCAAAUGGAGCAGAAGACAGAGAAAAGGAGUCAACUCAUGUUUUUAAUGGAUAACUGAUGAUUCUCUUCUCGAUUGGAUUCAAUUGUCAAACUCUAAGCCUUAAUAAAUCUUAGCAGUUAGGAAUAUUAAACGUACAGUAAGAAAAUAUGAAUGCUAAUUAAAUAACAACCCUGUGUUCUCAAGAAAAGAGAGGAUCUUCUUGAAAGCUCAGAUUCCUCAUAUAUUUCACACCAUAUCUAAAAUUCCUAAGGAUUGCUUGAGUUUUAAUGAAUCAAAUGAUAGAAGUUUGCCUAUCAAUGAAGAGUACAAUGCUUCAAGAGCAAAAGAUCUAAACAGGAUAAAAAAUUGGGUGCAUUAGCUCUCCAAUGUUCUUUGGACAGGAAGAGCCCCGCACAUACCUACAAAUGCUGAAGAAGAUAAACUGGAAGAAGAAAUAACUAGCUUACAAGGAGAAGAUUAAUUUAUUGAGAAGGCAAACCUCUUAAUAAAGACCUCAAAAUCUACAAAGACAUUGAGGGAGAUUGGAGUAUCAGACUUGUUGGCAAUACCCAGCAAACCCAAUCUGAGGAGGAAGGCUAACUCAGCUACUUCAGCUGGGUUGUAAAGCCUCUCAGAUAGAAGGGAGCUAUCACUAUUACCCAAUUCGAUAGAUUUUACAAUCUAUACAUCUAUAGAAUUGAGAUUAGAGAUGUAUGUUACAAUCUAUCUCUCCCGCAAAUCCCAUAAAAUCCCCUUAGAAGCCCCAAUAUCAACCUGUUCUACCUCCUCUGGAGGCUCCU
Messenger RNA from Moneuplotes crassus, 1287 nucleotides. The record is from the annotation of a GenBank genome assembly. Lineage: Eukaryota; Ciliophora; Spirotrichea; Euplotida; Euplotidae.